This is a messenger RNA of Enterobius vermicularis (human pinworm), 987 nucleotides long. NCBI's taxonomy places the organism in Eukaryota, Metazoa, Nematoda, Chromadorea, Rhabditida, Oxyuridae. The record is from the annotation of a GenBank genome assembly.
AUGCGUUCACAAAGCGAUUCGGGUGGCCUAAACUGGCUUGGUCUAGCAAGCACUCGUACAGUGUUUAUAAAUCAGAUAAAGAGACCAGAAGAAGUGAAGUUUAUAACCAAUAUAGGAUUGCUUACAGAAUCUAUGCGCGACUCUGAUGCGUUAAGUGGGGAAGACAUUAACUCAGACGUUAGCUCUAUUGACUAUGAGAACGAAGAAGAGGAAACAUUAUCAAUAAGGGAAAGCGAUGAGGAAAUUACUAUUAGUAGAACUACUGUAAGUCGUAAAAGUGUUCGAUUUGCUGAUACUUGUGGUAAACCACUGACGACAAUUCGAGUCAUGAAAGAGCCAUCGGACUACCCGCCGAAGUUAGAUCCAGAAAUUUUACGGAAGGCACUUGGUGAAUAUUAUACGGGUUCAGAGGAAGAAUCAAAAUCAUCUUCCACAUGGAUCAUGAAUUUUAAGCAACCUGCUAGCGAUUAUAUCAAGUUCCAUGAAACUCUUGAACAGGGGAAUGUUGCGUUAGAAAAUGUAAUGUUAAAGAAUGAAGUGAGCCGUAUGCUUGGAACCAUCAAGGUCAAAAAUAUAGCUUAUGAGAAAAGAGUAUUCAUACGUAUGACCUCUGAUAAGUGGGAAACAUACACAGAUCAUGAAGCUACAUAUCAACCAUCUUCUUCGAAAACAACGGAUACAUUCAGUUUUGAUUUUGAGAUAGCUACAAGUGGCGAUGAUCCGAAUGCAGUCAUCGAAUUUUGCAUAUGUUAUCAAGCUGGUACGCCUGAAAGCGGAGCACCAAUGCAAGAAUUCUGGGAUUCUAAUGGCGGACAAAAUUAUUCGUUAAUUAACCAUGAGGAACCUGUAACUGGGACAGCGCCUCGUCGAAGUUAUCCACUGUUUGGUAAACCAGAUAAAACGGAUAUUUAUAUGUUUGGUAACUACGAAAAUUGGUCGAAGUUUGCCAGUUGGAAAACGAUUACAGAUGAUUCACCGUACUGGUAA